Messenger RNA from Equus caballus (horse), 2364 nucleotides. RefSeq names its product ubiquitin like domain containing CTD phosphatase 1 (gene UBLCP1). NCBI's taxonomy places the organism in Eukaryota, Metazoa, Chordata, Mammalia, Perissodactyla, Equidae. The record is from RefSeq and is a predicted model, not a curated record. Gene Ontology annotation, biological process: protein dephosphorylation. Gene Ontology annotation, molecular function: protein serine/threonine phosphatase activity; protein binding. Gene Ontology annotation, cellular component: nucleus.
GGGCGCAUGCGCAGAACAGGGGCGGCCCGGCAGCCAUCCUGGGGUUGUAGGAGUUUGCACGGUGGUCACAGUCACGGAAAGGCCUGGCUUCCUCCCCGUGGUGAGGAGAUCCCCGGCAGCGGCCAUCUAGGAAUACUACCCGAAGAGAAACCAAGGAAGCAGCAGUGCAGUCUCCAGCGCCUUUCCGUUUCAAACCCUAACAUCCGGUUCGUUACCGGUUCCGGUCCCCGCCUUCACUUCCGGUCGCCUUCCGUUCCGCUUCGGCCGGUCCUUGCGUCCGCUGCCGCCGGUUCCGCCGCGCUUAAGGUAUCUUUUUGCUGAACGAAAGCUGACUCAUCAUAUGUUUCAAGGAUGGCUCUCCCUAUCAUUGUAAAAUGGGGCGGACAGGAAUAUUCAGUGACCACGCUUUCAGAAGAUGAUACCGUGCUAGAUCUCAAACAGUUUCUCAAGACCCUUACAGGAGUGCUACCUGAACGCCAAAAGUUGCUUGGACUCAAAGUUAAAGGCAAACCUGCAGAAAAUGAUGUUAAGCUUGGAGCUCUCAAACUGAAACCAAAUACUAAAAUCAUGAUGAUGGGAACUCGUGAGGAGAGCUUGGAAGAUGUCUUAGGUCCACCUCCAGACAAUGAUGAUGUUGUCAACGACUUUGAUAUUGAAGAUGAAGUAGUUGAAGUAGAAAAUAGGGAAGAAAACCUACUGAAAAUUUCUCGCAGAGUGAAAGAGUACAAAGUGGAAAUUUUGAAUCCUCCCCGGGAAGGGAAAAAGCUUUUGGUACUAGAUGUCGACUAUACGUUAUUUGACCAUAGGUCUUGUGCAGAGACUGGAGUAGAAUUAAUGCGGCCGUAUCUUCAUGAAUUCCUAACGUCUGCAUAUGAGGAUUAUGACAUUGUUAUUUGGUCUGCAACAAAUAUGAAGUGGAUUGAAGCUAAAAUGAAAGAGCUGGGAGUGAGCACAAAUGCAAAUUAUAAGAUUACCUUCAUGUUGGACAGUGCUGCUAUGAUAACAGUGCAUACUCCGAGGAGAGGAUUAAUAGAUGUAAAGCCCCUUGGUGUUAUAUGGGGAAAGUUUUCGGAAUUUUACAGCAAAAAAAACACCAUUAUGUUUGAUGACAUAGGAAGAAAUUUUCUGAUGAACCCACAGAAUGGACUAAAGAUAAGGCCUUUUAUGAAAGCGCACUUAAAUCGAGAUAAAGACAAAGAACUUUUAAAAUUAACUCAGUACCUCAAGGAAAUAGCAAAACUAGAUGACUUUUUGGACCUAAAUCACAAAUAUUGGGAAAGGUAUCUCUCAAAGAAGCAAGGACAGUAAUUACAAGUUAUCCUGGCAGUUAUUCAAGAUACUUGAGAUCCAUGAACUUCUUGCUUUUAUGCUAGAAAUCAUUAAGAUCGUGCUGGACACUGAAGCAAAUACCAGACUGCUUAUACUUGGUCUUCCAGUUUUUUGUAAAUUUAAUUUUAUAUUUUUUGAAGAUGAUAGCAAUAUGCUAAAAAAAAUUAUCCUUUUUUUCCCCUGUGUGAAUAUGCUGUUACUCUUGAAAAGUAUUUUCUCCACCAUUGAGUACUGAGUUUUUUUCCCACACACAAAAGAAAAUGGACAAAAAUGUAUACUCAACAGUGUCAUUUUCUGACUUUGGAAACAAGUUACGUCUUGUGGCUUUGUCUCAUUUUUUUGUUGUUUGACUAAAUCUCAAACCCAUCUUGAAACUACUGCUCUUCCCUGUAAAACCAAAAAAAAGUUUCUGAGUGAGGAACCUAGUUUGCUAUGUUUAAAAUCACCAGAAGUUUUUUUUAUUCCUUUGUCAUAGACACAUUUCUCUUCUUAUUCCACUAUUUACAUCUUUAAUUUCUGAGCUGUCUCCGUUUGGUCUCUGUGUGUGUCAGUGUUCUUUGAGUAAAACUGGAAAACGUCAGCUAUGACACAGACAUGUCAUAGUUUGAGAAAUAGAAAACAUGAGGCUGAAGAAUAAGGAACAAGUGUCUGUUUCUUUUUGGUGGCUAAGUAGAAGCACUUCUGCCUAAAACCAUUGUCAAUAAAGCAGUUAAAGGCAAUAUAUUGGAACAUAUCACUGGUUCUGCCCUAAAAAGCAUGACCACAAAGUUUUUGUUCUGUUCCAGCUGUUAUCCUGUCUAAGUGCAAACACUGUGUUUCAGUGAAAAUAUCUAGCCAUAAGGUUAAAAAAAAAAAUUAUUUGCAAUGCUUAUGCCUGCAGAUGUGUGAUGUGACCACUGUUUUGUGUUGACAGUAUUGCGUUAUACAGUUCUUGUGUUUGAAAGGAAUCUGGUCCUUCCAAGUAAACAUGGUGUAUAUUGUUCUUACGGGACUAUUGCAGUGGGGUAAAUAAUAAAUACCUUUUCUUAAAACAUU